Scatophagus argus is the source of this 4893-nucleotide messenger RNA. RefSeq names its product eph receptor A2 b (gene epha2b). The record is from RefSeq and is a predicted model, not a curated record. The transcript has 17 exons. The coding region runs from base 109 to 3060 and encodes 983 amino acids. Gene Ontology annotation, cellular component: neuron projection; plasma membrane. Lineage: Eukaryota; Metazoa; Chordata; Actinopteri; Scatophagidae. Gene Ontology annotation, biological process: cell surface receptor protein tyrosine kinase signaling pathway; protein phosphorylation; axon guidance. Gene Ontology annotation, molecular function: transmembrane-ephrin receptor activity; protein binding; ATP binding.
GAGCAGAUCGCAGCCAAGCCAGGAGCGGAGGGAGAGAGAGAGAGCGAGAGAGAGAGAGCGAGAGAGAGAGAGAGAGAGAGAGAGAGAGAGGAAGGAAAAGUUUGCCAAAUGGAUUUCUUAGCUGGAGUUAGACCUUUAUUAUUUUCAUAUGUACUCAUUAAUGGUAUACUAAUUACAUUACAGACUAAGGAAGAGGUGCUUUUGGACAUGAGGGCAACAGGAGGUGAACUGGGCUGGCUGACAUGGCCCUUAGAUCAAGGAGACAAGUCCGGGUGGGAGGUCGUUCAGAGGACCCUGAAUGGCUCUCAGCUCUAUACCUACUCUGUCUGCAAUGUUGGAGAACGUGACCAGGACAACUGGCUGCGAACCACUUUCAUCCAGCGGCGUCCAUCGGCUUCACGGGUUUUUGUCGAACUCCAGUUUAUCGUACGUGACUGCAACUCUUUUGAUGGCGCCUCGCUGACCUGCAAGGAAACCUUCAACCUCUUCACAUCUGAGUCAGAUGCAGAUGUGGGCACUACCUUCCGCAAGGGCCAGUUUAAGAAAGUUGCCACCAUAGCGCCUGAUGAGAUCACCAGCAAAAAUGAACUGCGCAUCAACACUGAGACAAGAGUGGUGGAGAACCUGUCUCAUAAAGGCUUCUACUUGGCUUUUCAAGACAUUGGAGCCUGCAUUGCUCUUCUCUCUGUUAGGGUCUACUACAAAACUUGCCCAGCCACAGUGAAGAGUCUUGCGUCCUUCCCUGAGACCGUGGCCGGAGGUGAGAACCAGGCACUGAGGGAAGUGAGCGGGGUGUGUGUGGAUAAUGCCAUCAGCGAGCAGCUGCCUCGCAUCUACUGCACUGUGGAUGGGGAGUGGGUGGUACUAGUUGGACACUGCCAGUGCAAACCAGGCUAUGAAGAAGUCAAAGAUUCGUGUCAAGAAUGUCAGGCAGGCUUCUUCAAAGCAGCAGCAUCCGGUGAGAAGUGUGAGCCGUGCCCUGACAACACCCAGAGGCUGACCUCUGGAGCAUUGCUUUGUGAAUGCAUGGAUGGCUUCUACCGGGCCCCAACUGACCCCCCUACUGGACCCUGCUCUGGCCUCCCCUCUGCCCCACAAGACCUUGUGGCCACCACCACCACCUCUGGAAAACUCCUCCUCUCCUGGAGCCCGCCUGAAGACACUGGUGGUCGAAGCGACAUCACAUACAGUAUUGAGUGCCAGCGCUGUGAAGGAACUGUGUGCCAGUCCUGUGGAGAGAAAAUCCGGUAUGAGCCGGCCAGCACAGGCCUGACUGACACCAAGGUUUUAGUGAGCGAGUUGGAUGCUCACCUCAACUACACCUUCACUGUGGAGGCACAUAGCGGUGUGUCGCUGUUCUCUAAUAGGCCACCAUCCACCAGUGCUCUGACUACUUCUCUGCUCUACACAGAUCCCCCCAAGAUUACCACGAUGCGAUUGGUUGAGAGAACCUCCACAAGCUUGUCCCUCUCCUGGGAUGUAUCCCCUAGACCACGGGUCCAAUCCCGGCCAAUCCGCUAUGAACUUACCUACCGCAAGAAGGAUGAUAAUCUGGAUGUGACUACGUAUGUCGUGCUCAAACUUGAGAAGAAUUCUGUACAGAUCAGUGAGCUGGCCCCAGGCACAGCCUACCUGUUCAGAGUGCAAGCCCUCACCAGUGACGGCAGCCCUCCAGGCUCCAGCAUAGAGGAACAGUUUGAGACCUUGAUUGAAGUGCACCCUCACAACAACACAGCAGUCAUCUUUGGCGCAGCAGUUGGAGGAGCAGCCAUGUUGUUCAUGGUGGUCGUGGUCCUGUUCCUACGCAGACGGAAAAGAAACUCUCAUACCCGGCAAGGACCAGAGGACACCUACUUUUCCAGCUCAGAGCAACUGAAGCCUCUGAAGACCUAUGUGGAUCCACACACAUAUGAGGACCCCAACACAGCCAUCCUGAAGUUUGCCACUGAAAUCCACCCUAGCCACAUAACCAAACAGAAAGUGAUUGGAGCUGGGGAGUUUGGCGAGGUGUAUCGUGGCAUUCUGAAGGUGCCGGGGAGGAAAGAGGUGGCAGUAGCUAUUAAGACCCUGAAGCCCGGGUACACAGAGAAACAGAGGCAGGACUUUCUAAGUGAGGCCUCCAUCAUGGGCCAAUUCUCCCACCAGAACAUUAUUCGCCUAGAAGGGGUCAUCACCAAAUUCAAACAUGCCAUGAUUGUGACUGAAUACAUGGAGAAUGGAGCACUGGACAGGUACCUUAAGGAUCACGAUGGUGAGUUUGCCUCCUUUCAGCUGGUGGGCAUGCUGCGUGGCAUUGCUGCAGGCAUGAAAUACCUCUCUGACAUGAGCUAUGUUCACCGUGACCUUGCUGCCCGCAACAUCCUCGUCAACAACACCCUGGAGUGUAAAGUGUCAGAUUUUGGCCUGUCUCGGGUGCUGGAGGAUGAUCCUGAGGGAACAUACACCACAAGUGGAGGCAAGAUCCCCAUUCGCUGGACAGCUCCAGAGGCAAUAGCAUAUAGAAAGUUCACCUCAGCUAGCGAUGUGUGGAGUUUUGGCAUCGUCAUGUGGGAGGUGAUGGCCUUUGGCGAAAGGCCUUACUGGGACAUGAGUAACCAUGAAGUGAUGAAGGCUAUCAAUGAGGCUUUCAGGCUACCGGCACCGAUGGACUGUCCCUCAGCUGUUUACCAGCUCAUGUUGCAGUGCUGGCUCCAGGAUCGCUCCAAGAGGCCACGCUUUGGAGACAUCGUGAACCUGCUGGACAAGCUGCUGCGAAGCCCAGACUCUCUGAAGCCAAUCGCAGACUUUGACCCACGCGUAUCUAUCCGCCUGCCAAGCACCAGUGGCUCAGAUGGUUCCCCCUUCAGGUCAGUGUCUGAGUGGCUGGAGUCCAUCAAGAUGAGUCAAUACAUUGAGAACUUCACCUGUGCUGGGGUCGUCACCAUGGACCAGGUCCUGCAGAUGAAGAACGAGGAUAUUAAGAACAUCGGGGUGAGGCUGCCUGGCCAUUUGAAAAGAAUUGCCUACAGCAUCUUGGGUUUAAAAGACCAAACCAGCACCUUGAGUGUGUUUGCAGUGUGAUUAUGACAACAAAGGGAAUUAAAUUCGGGCACUGAAACAGGCAGCCCUUUGAACUCUAAGCUGAGCUGGAGCAAAACUGCAUGGACGGCUUUGGAUCGGCAGGACCAACAGAACUGUGCCAUCCUUUGGGGCCGACUGAAUCAGACUGACUUACUGUACAUUUUUGAUUUCUUCAUCUUAUCCACACAGGAACUGAGAAAAUAUACAACAAUACAAUAGAUGUAUCAAGUAGACUCUGUAUAUUUAGAUGUCUAUUUUUAUUAUCCAUGUCUUCUGUACAGAUACAAUUCAUUGCUCAUGCAUUUAUUUUUUUUUCUUCAUUUUGCAUUCCUUCUUCAUAAAAUUCAACAAUCAAGCCAGGUCUGGGAACGACUUCAGAAUUGCACCAUGAUUUUGUUGUAGCAAUUAUUAAACAAACAAGGGAAGCACAGUAAGUGUGAUCGUAUGGGACAAUGAAGUCCAGCAAUGGCUCAGGUUGGGGUUGGUGCUGAUGUCAUGGCAUCUUCCUUUAAUUGGCACUUUGGCCCAUUUACUGGACCAAUAAGGAUGGAGUGUCGAGAGGGCUGGAACGAGCUUGAGUUGGCCAAGCUAAGUUGAAGAGAUGGUGUUGUUCAGGUGUAUAAACACAGAUGGACUUGGUGUGUUUUCUGGCCUUCUGCUGGCUUUGUGCCAUAAUUAAGCUAUCAUCAUAUAAGUGAUGUUAUAUGAAAAGAGAAGAGAUAUAUGAGGUACUGUGUGUGUACAGGUUAACUUGUUUUUUUUUCUUAACAUUUGGGCAAUUACCAAAAAACAUUGGGAUGGAAACUAAUGUAGCACUUGGAUCUGAGAAUCUCAUUAUCGUGCUUUUUCUCAGAAAGGACUUUUAUACACAAAAUCCUGAACAAAAUGAUACUGAAGUGAGAAAGCAUGUGAAUUCGAUCACAAUGCAAUUCAACUGUAUGUAGCGUGCCUGUAAUGAGGAGUGAGAGGGUGCAGUUUGGCAAAAUGCAAGUGCCCUGAAAAAAAAGAUUUCAUUAUGAUGAGUCACGUAUUGCUUGAGAUGUUUUCAUACUUAGAAUUAAUUUGGUUUGCAAUUUCAAUGUCUCAAUUAGUUUUUGCAGAAGCCACACAAAUAUUCAUUCAUAUUUCUGUUGGUUUGAUGUUGACGGGAUGAAAUUAUAUGCUUUGACAAUUUAGAGCUCGACUUGUUGAAAGUUUUAACAUUUUAAAGUGCCUGUUUGUGGAACAUUAGCAGGAGUUUGCUUCUGUCUGCUUUAACGGAGCAGCUCUGCAGUGUAGUGGGAAGUGUGUGUGGACAGUUCCCCCAGGGCUCUCAGUUGAUGACUGCAAAUCAUUGUGUUACUGAUGUACACCUUCCUUUACUUGAAUUUUUACUGUAUUUUCAAAUGUAUCUAUGAUUCUGUUGUAGCUGAUAGAUCCAUCUUUGGAAAAGGGAUUUUUAUAAUUCUUACUCUGGUUUACUGGUUGCAAUUACAUUUAAAUACAUUUUGUAUGAUUUCACUGUUUACCAUAUUACCAAACUGAUUAUUUUUCUAAGUACAGAUCAUUUUCCAAAGCAACAUCUCCUACUUUUGCUGGCUUUCCAAACAUUUUGAAAGUUCCUUCAGCAAGUCCUUCCUUUUUGCUUGUUGUUUUAUACUGUAUUUAAUAGCUUAUUUAUUUUUUACUUUUAUUUAUUUAUACUGAUAAACACUGAGCUGGAAUUAUAAUUGAAGGUUGUUCACUUGUUCUCAACAAUAAAAAAAACCUCUAAUGUCCUGCUUUUAUUCCUGAUUUAUUCAAACCUGAGAUUGUCUUCCUUGCAUUUGUGGAGUAAUAAAGUCUUAAAUUGAA